AUGGAGCGCUGCGUUUUCACGCCCAGCGACUGUCACGUAGCUCUGAGCGACGUUCUCGGGUUGCAGAACCAGCCGGUCUGUGAGGAGCAGGCCUGGGCGCUCUGCUACCAGCUCUGCUCACUGCUCGAGCCCAAUUUCACCGGAGACCUGGGGGAGACGUUCUCCUCCUGGAAGUCCUUCAGGCUCCCAGGACCUGAGGGCAUCUUAUUCUCAAACGACGGCAGCAUCUCUCUGAGAAUAGACAGCAGCAAGACUGGUGAGCAGUUUGUCAUGGAGACUGAGGAUCAGACUGUAGAUUACGUGGGCCGUCUGAUGUACUCCUGUCUUGACUGGGGUCUCGGAGCAGAUGUGGAAAGGGAGCUGGAUGAGACGCUGGAACUGCUGGUGUCUCAGAUGACCAAAGUGGACAUCAGGCUUGGAGCAGAACACUGUCUUCAGCCGAUAAGCACCAUCACUGAGGUUCUCCAGGUUUGUGAGGAGCGUCUUUAUAACCCCAGUCAGGCAGCUCAGCAUUACAGAAGCGUUUGUUCCACCCUUUACUCACACACAAUAGAGCUGUGCCACUAUCUGCAGAUCAUCCAGCGAACAAAGGAGAGUCUGCAGAAAAUGAUUGUGGAAUCAGAGACCAGCCUGGUACCGAACGUAACAACUAACUGGGAGUUUGUGUGGAAGGACCUGUUGGAGGAGCUGAGCAGAGGUGUGGUCUUGCGCCCCCCAAAGGCCACACUGAGCACUAGCGCCCGUCUGCCUGCGGACACUUCACCCUUCAGCCAGCUCCUGCAGGACAUCCAGCUCAGACGCUACACGCUCCGCAAGGUGCAGGCGGGGAGGAAUGGUCAGAGCAAGUUGGACCCUCACCAGGCGCUGUUAGAGGUGAUACGGUCAGGGCCGAAACUGCGUCCAGUCUCUGAGCGCAACCUAAAGCCCAGAGUUCAAAACCCCAAACAUGAGACCAGUCUGCAUGAACUGCUGAUGCAGGAGAUCCGCUCAGCUGACCGAAUGAAGCUGCUGUCCUCGUAUAAGAAAAGACGGUCUUAUAAAGGUACUGUGGAGACCGGCUGCUCGCCCUCAAACUGCCUCGUGCCCAUCUACGAGGACUCUUCACAUGAAGACACGUCAUUCUUUCUGAAUUCAGUUCCCAACCCGAGCCAACAGGGGGCACCUUCACAAGCUCUGAAAAACAAAGCGCCUGUUCCCGUGACAAUCGCUGAUGUGAUUAAUAAGCACUAUUCCAGCGAGGGGAGUCUGAAGACCAUGUUGUGUGACACCUACAGGAACUGGCGGGUUUGUUCGUGUUGUACAAAACGAAGUUUGUAUUUCACCUGGCACAACUUCUGUUCUCUUUGCAGUAGGGUCGUAUGUCCAGAGUGUUGUGUAGAGAUGCGUCUGCCAUUCAAAUGGUGCAUCAACCUUCCCCUAAGCUUCUUUAAGAAAAUCAUACUGAAUAAAGAAAGUGAACAAAGCCAAAGAAACUUCUGGAAUGAGCGCUGGUCAUGGGACCCGUCCCGGGUCCCUCUGGUUCUAGAAGCUCGCCUGCCCAGCUCUGUCUCUCUCCACAGCUUGGCUAUGAGAGACUGGCACAGUCAGGAUGUAUGUGUGGGCUGCCAGGGCCUUCUCCUUGAGGCAUGCGACACAGUCCAUUCCCACUGCCCAAUUACAGACCCUCAGGAGAUUUGACCCUCUUAUUACACCCCCCCU
Colossoma macropomum (tambaqui) is the source of this 1698-nucleotide messenger RNA. RefSeq lists its product as uncharacterized. The transcript has 14 exons. Gene Ontology annotation, cellular component: cytoplasmic vesicle membrane; cell cortex. Bases 1 to 1677 code for a protein of 558 amino acids. Gene Ontology annotation, biological process: polar body extrusion after meiotic divisions; cleavage furrow formation; actin nucleation. The record is from RefSeq and is a predicted model, not a curated record. Lineage: Eukaryota; Metazoa; Chordata; Actinopteri; Characiformes; Serrasalmidae. Gene Ontology annotation, molecular function: actin binding.